This is a messenger RNA of Aricia agestis (brown argus), 1303 nucleotides long. RefSeq names its product 4-hydroxyphenylpyruvate dioxygenase-like. Gene Ontology annotation, molecular function: 4-hydroxyphenylpyruvate dioxygenase activity. Gene Ontology annotation, biological process: L-tyrosine catabolic process. NCBI's taxonomy places the organism in Eukaryota, Metazoa, Arthropoda, Insecta, Lepidoptera, Lycaenidae. Gene Ontology annotation, cellular component: endoplasmic reticulum membrane; Golgi membrane. The coding region runs from base 88 to 1230 and encodes 380 amino acids. The record is from RefSeq and is a predicted model, not a curated record. The transcript is spliced from 9 exons.
ACUGUUGGGGACCCAUUCGCGUAAACAGUUCCUUAUUUGUCAAUGAAAAGAAAAGGUUGGUUUAAUUGAAGGAUUUUCUCAAAGAAAAUGACGUCUUACACGGACAAGGGUAUGAAACCUGAAAAUGGGCGGUUCCUGGCGUUCGACCACGUUACCUUCUGGGUCUCCAACGCUAAACAGGCUGCCAGCUACUACGUGACGCGGUUUGGGUUCCAGCCACUCGCUUACCGGGGACUGGAGACAGGCUCGCGACAGACUGCCUCCUAUGUCGUCAGAAUGAACAAGAUAAUAUUCGUCUUCCAAGCACAAUACGAGCCCGAAGAGACGACGUUCAACAAGGAGAUUGCUAUACACGGAGACUUCGUGAAGGAUGUGGCGUUUGAGGUGGAAAACCUGGAUUACAUCGUCAGCUACGCUAAGAAGCAGGGAGCAGUGAUCAUCCAGGAUAUAUGGGAGGAAAGAGACGAGUUUGGAGUGGUCAGAAUGGCCAAGUUGAAGACGUACGGCGACAACACACAUACUCUCAUAGACCGGUCUAAGUACCGUGGGUCCUUCCUACCGGGGUACAUGUCACUGAAGACUGAUCCCAUACACCAGUACCUGCCGAAAGUGGAGAUCAACUUCAUAGACCACGUGGUGGGCAACAUGCCUGACAACAAGAUGGAGGAGGCGGCCUCGUGGUACGAGCGCUGUCUGCAGUUCCACAGAUUCUGGUCAGUGGACGACAAGCAGGUGUGUACGGAGUACUCUGCGCUCCGCUCCAUCGUCAUGGCCAACUGGGAGGAGACAGUCAAGAUGCCCAUCAACGAGCCAGCACCAGGGAAGAAGAAGAGCCAGGUCCAGGAGUACGUGGAAUACCACGGCGGGGCGGGGGUGCAGCACAUAGCGAUUAAUACCGAGGAUAUUAUUACCACGAUCGAGAACCUCCGAAGCCGCGGCGUGGAAUUCCUCUCCAUCCCGGCCAAAUACUACACCAUGAUACGGGAACAGCUCAAACACAGCAAAGUCAAGGUCGCAGAGAGCAUAGACACACUGGAGCGACUGAACAUCCUCAUAGACUACGACGACAACGGCUACCUGCUUCAAAUAUUCACAAAGAACACCCAGGACCGACCCACGUUGUUCCUAGAGGUGAUACAGAGGAGGAAUCAUAAUGGUUUCGGAGCUGGCAACUUCAAGACACUAUUUGAAUCGAUAGAACUAGAACAGGAGAAGAGAGGAAACUUGUAGAUAAAAAAGAAAACCUAAGAAUAACGUUAUUAUUAAGGUUACUAUAUCUAGAAAAAGUAGGAAUAUUGUUUAA